AUGAAAGUAUUCAUCGGCUUGGUUCUAGUGGUUCUAGUGGCGUCUGUCGCUUCGCAGAUUCAUAUAUUCGAAUCUGUAGGAAAAGAAUGUGCUAAGAAACUGGGAAUAACCGAAGAUUACUUCGAGAACUUUCCGCACAGCAGUCGGGUGAAGUGUUUUUACCAUUGCCAAAUGGAAAAACUUGAUAUAAUUGCCAAUGGUGUGGUGACUAAUAUUGAUUUGAAUGUACUAAAUAUCACACCGGAGAACUAUGAUAAGUAUGGCAUAAAGGUGAAGCCGUGCCUCACACUCUCCCAUCCCAACAAGUGUGAGCUCGGUUACCUGGUGUUCCAGUGCUUGAAACGGCAGUUUAAUUUGUAAAGUAACAUCUUUACAUGUUUUUAAUAAAUUAGUCUCGUUUCGAA
Molecule: messenger RNA, 404 nt
Organism: Drosophila teissieri
Lineage: Eukaryota; Metazoa; Arthropoda; Insecta; Diptera; Drosophilidae
Exons: 2
Coding region: 1-360 (119 amino acids)
Molecular function (GO): odorant binding
Source: RefSeq, a predicted model, not a curated record